Molecule: messenger RNA, 1397 nt
Organism: Ficedula albicollis (Collared flycatcher)
Lineage: Eukaryota; Metazoa; Chordata; Aves; Passeriformes; Muscicapidae
Product: acidic leucine-rich nuclear phosphoprotein 32 family member B-like
Exons: 5
Coding region: 135-830 (231 amino acids)
Biological process (GO): regulation of apoptotic process
Cellular component (GO): nucleus
Molecular function (GO): histone binding
Source: RefSeq, a predicted model, not a curated record
UGUCCCUGUGUCCCUGUGGUGGCACUGUGGCUGUCCCUGUGCAGGUGAAGGAGCUGGUCCUGGAUAACUGCCGCUCAGAGGAUGGCAAGGUGGUCGGUCUCUCCUCAGACUUUGAGAACCUGGAGUUCCUCAGCAUGAUCAACAUCAACCUGCUGUCCGUGUCCAACCUCCCCAAACUCAACAAGCUCCGGAAGCUGGAGCUGAGUGAUAAUAGGAUUUCUGGUGGCCUUGAAGUUCUAGCAGAGAAAACUCCCAACCUGACACACUUGAACCUAAGUGGCAACAAGAUCAAAGACAUCAAUACCCUGGAGCCCUUGAAAAAGUUGCCGAACCUCCACAGUCUGGACCUGUUCAACUGUGAGGUGACGAUGCUGAUCAACUACCGGGAGAGCGUGUUCGCGCUGCUGCCCCAGCUCACCUACCUGGAUGGCUUCGAUGCAGACGAGCAGGAGGCCCCUGACUCAGACCCCGAGGCAGAUGGGGAUGCACUGGAAGAUGAUUAUGAGAACGGGGAAGAAGGUGAGGAAGAGGAGGAUGAUGAGGAGGAAGAUGAUUUGGAUGAAGAAGUCAUUGAUGAUGAAGAAGAUGAAGAUGAUGAUCUGGAAGGAGAAGAGGAGGAGGAUGGAGUAGAUGAUGAGGUGAGGCUGUCACUGGUUCAGCACCAGGUCAUGUGUUUGUCCCUUCUCUGGUGUCACAGGAGCCUCUCUGGGGCAGAUCUCAGCAGUUUGCCUUCCACUCUGGCUUUUUCCCUGCACUCUGGACUCUCAAGAGCCAAAAACUCUGAGGGGUUUUCCAGUUCAGCCUUGGCCUGGCACUUGCCAUGGCUCUGAGUGAUUGGAUCCAUGCAGCCCCAUCCCCUUGGAGAAGCAGCAGCUCCUCCUGCCUCCCUGAGGCUUCAGUGGGGUGGGAGAGGGGAGGGAAGGCUGGGGUUACUGCUCAUGGAAUUGUGGUUCUUGCAACAAAGCCUCUUGUUUUCACUCCAGGAGGAAGAUGAGGAGGAAGAUGGUGAGGAGGACGAAGAAGAUGAAGCUGAGGAGGACCAUCCGCGUGGGGAGAAGAGAAAACGAAGUCUAGAGGAUGAAGGAGAGGAAGAUGCAGAGGAUGAAGAGGAUGAUGAGGAUGACUGAUCUCAGCGAGCCAAUCAGUUUUACAGACUCUGUGCUUGUCUUAACCUCCCCAUUGUGUCUGUGUGAGACUGUAAAUCCCUGUCUCCCACUCCUCCUCCUCCCCCUUUGUAUGGCUGCAGCGUCCACAAUAUAUUUUUUUAAGAUUUAGAAUACUGUAGGCAUUCAGGGGAAUUUUCCAUACAAGGCUCACUUUUUUCUCACAAGUAUCUCAUGACCAAAGGCUUUUCUCCGUUCGGUGGUUUGUGCAGCAGCUUGCAAAAAAAAAAAAAA